Molecule: messenger RNA, 1749 nt
Organism: Coprinopsis cinerea okayama7#130
Lineage: Eukaryota; Fungi; Basidiomycota; Agaricomycetes; Agaricales; Psathyrellaceae
Exons: 2
Coding region: 1-1749 (582 amino acids)
Source: RefSeq, a predicted model, not a curated record
AUGACGUUUUGGGCUCUCAAGGCUCGCGUCUCCAUCACCGAGAUGGCCGAAUCGACCCACCAGCCAAAGACGCGGCAAAUGGGAGCAGACCUUUUCAGCCAAGAGAUCGACUUCUCAUCUCUGGCGAUUAGGUCAGCAACGGAGACUAGUAAAUGGCGCGUGCUGCCACUGGUCUACGAGGGCAUUCAUAUCUUUGCGCAGGAUUUGGGUAUGUAUUACAGCCACUCUCGGAAGCCACCAUUACAUGGAGAGCCCAGGAUUCAUUCGCAAGCCAUGAUUCAAGAGCAGAACGAAGACGCGAUGGUCCAGGAACCCGCAAUACGAAGAUUGUCGCCAGAGUUAUGGGAUGCGAUUUUUGACCGCGCAUUUCUGCCUCUGUAUAUGAUCCACCACUUCGACUCCCACAUCGUUCACCCCAAUUCCCUGGCAGGGCGCCACCUGGAACAGCAACGGCGGAUCGUGACAGUGUGUCGAGCAUGGCACCGCGCAGGUACACGGCUAUUAUACGAGAACAUCUUCAUUCGUCGACCCACUCAAAUCCCUCUUCUUCUCCGAUCCCUGAAGGAAAAUCCACAGCUGGGACCGCUGAUAAGAGGCUUCCGCUUAGGAUGCGUUGUUCCUACUCGACUCACAGGUUCGACCUUCCCUCAGACAAUUCAACUCGUUAUAGACCGAUGCCCCCGCCUGACCGCCCUUGAAUUCACCACGAUUUCCGACGGUCUGAUGACCCAUCGAACAAUACUGGCGCCUAUCGUGCGGAAUCAAGGAUCCCCAAUAACGUCAUUCACAAUGCAUUACACCAAAGUGCAUGGCACUAUCAGCCCAACGUACGACAUCGGACUCAACAAUUUACUUUCCAGCAUGUCUUCCACUCUAGUCCACCUUUCGCUCGGGCUGGGCGAGCCGAACUUUCAAUUUCUAUCCGAUACCUGUGCCAUCCCGAUACCGUCUUCCCUCAGCUUUCCCUGCGUCGAAUCCCUUACCCUGAUCCAUCCCUGGUCUUUCACCAAUCUCCGAAAUAUCGUGACAUGGAAACUCCCAUCCUUGCGUAACUUUACGAUCCAGGUCCCCAGUCGCAGUGACCUGUUCAACUGUAUCCCAGUCAAUGCAAUCCCUGAUCUCCUCAAAGCCCAUGGCCAGCAUUUGCAAUACCUUCACCUGCAGCCGACCUCAAAUGGGGACCAAUAUCCUGUCGGAGGUAGCCAGAUACAACCCAUGUUGGACUGUUGCCCAGCUUUGAAGCACUUGAUCGUCCACUCCCAUAUUGCAUGGCCGAUAGCGCACCCCACGGUCGAAUGGCUCGACGUUUGGAACGUCGCGAGGGAACCAGCCCCUGGGUACUUGAAGCCAUUAAACGAAAUGCAGGAGACUUUCCCUUCCCUUCGUGCAACCCGGCAACUGUCGAUGUCUCUUGUCCUCAUCACCGACCUUCCUAACCAAAUUCCUCCUCGACUUGACCCUCACGGGAACCUCGAUGACGGCUUCGAAUUACAGUUCUUGAACUUUCAUUUGGUGUAUAGGGAUGGUGUUAUCCGGAAUGAGGGCUUCAAUGCCCCAUGGCCAGAUGAGGAUGAGGACGAAGACUCUUCAUAUGAUUCGACGGACGAUUUUUCGAGUUCGGAAGGGUCGACGGAGGGCAGCGAUAGUGACGAGGAUGAGGAUGACGACAGAAGUGGAGAGAAAGAAGCGAUGGUCGCAGAUUCGUCUUGGGAUGUCGACGAAGAAGAACCGCGAUUGCCCGUUAGCUGA